UCGCUUUCAAAACUGUUUGGUUUUUAUAUAGUAUUUUAAUCGUUUUAAACAUGAAUCGCGCCGGAUCGGGAUUUCAGUUAGCUUUUCUUUUCGUACUUGUGUGUAGUCUAGAUUGGUCGCUUGCCUUUAAGUGUAACACUAAAAUCAAUAAGACUCUCUUGGAGAACCAAAUAUGCGACGGCGUAGUCGAUUGCUUGGGAGAUGAAAAUUCCGAUCAGCCAGAUGAAAGGUUUGAAUUAUGUUAUAGCAAGGUCUGCGAGGACGAGAGUUUUUAUCGCUGCACCUAUGGAGGGUGCUUAAAUGGAACUUUGAAAUGCGAUGGAAAGAUUGACUGUUGGGAUGGCAGCGACGAAAAUAAAUUCGAAUGCUUGGAGGAUGCCAAUCUACAAAAUGAGUACGAAGACCUCAAAGGGGGUUGUGUAGAUGAGGAUUUGUUCGAUUGCAAGGGGUCCUGUCUGAACUGGAGUCAGGUGUGCGAUGGACUGGCGGAUUGCAAGGACGGCAGCGAUGAAGACCCCACACUUUGCACGGCAUUCGAGUGUCCGCCACCGGCAUUCAGAUGUCUUUACGGUGCCUGUGUUAGUCCGAAAGCUGUGUGUAAUCACAUUCCCGAUUGCCUAGAUGGCUCCGAUGAGAUGGCGGAAAUUUGCAUGGCCAGGAACCCAUCCGUUGAUCACUUGGGUCAGGAUGUCAAAAACGGCUGGAAAGUGAGGCACUGCAGGCUAGAAAAUCCGUCGGGAUCCCUGGUGGUGGAAAACUACGUGGGUGGGACUACCUUUCUAAGAAACGCUUUUGUGCCCGACAAGACCGUCGUUCAUCUAAGCUGCCGCAAUGGAUAUGGUCUGAUCGGCGAGGAGAAGAACAUUUGCGACGCAGACCAGUGGCGGUAUCCCUUAGCCAGCUGCGUGCCCCAGUGCAAGCACGUCGGUAAACUAAGCCACACGAGGCAGUGCUUUCUGCCUACUGGCCCGAUCGACUGCGAUCAGUCGUUGCUGCCAAUGCUCACUAUAAUGUCGGUCACCUGCUCGUCCGGGUAUGAAAAAACCGGAGAUGAUGGUUGGCAGUUCUGCAACAAAACCGGAGGUUGGGUAAUUUUUGGUAACAAUGAGCUGCCGACCUGCGAGCCGAUCUGUGGUGUUUGGAAGCUGAAAAACGCUACAGCAUCGUCGUCUCCUCCAUGGUUGAUGAAUGUUUUUCAGAGAGGUCACAAACCUGAGUUUACGGCUGUCUGCAUCGCUACCAUCGUGUCGCCGUAUAUUGUGGUGACCACGGAGCGCUGUUUCGGUGAGGUGUCCAUCAAGAGCGUGGCAUCCACGGAACCUGUGCUCUAUACUGUCGCCGAGGGGGAAAUCUACGGUAACAGCUUCUUGGCCCACGAACCCCAUCCGUAUAAGCUGCAUAACGUAUCCUAUAUACACUAUGUUAGGGUAUCAGAUGGAAAGAAUGCAGGUACUUUGGCCCUGGUGCACUUGGUGCAGCCCCUAGAGUUCCACAUGAAGUUGAGACCCGUCUGUCUUACGGAAGAAGUUACUGACAACUGGGUAACCGUCGGAAAUUUCAAAGGUGUUAGAGCGGGCCAGCCAAACAUCGAUGAUAGGAGGCAACCAGAUCGCCACGAGCUUAAGGAAGUAAUUAUCGAUGAGCGUAUGAAAUACCAUAUAAGUGUGUUUAAACAGGACAUCCUGAAUGAUAUUGCCGAGACACAUGCAAAGGAGAACAUUUAAUUCACUUUAUUACGGGUUGAGUUUGUGGUUAGUCGAAAAUCAAUUUACAUCAACUGAGGAACACACAUCUACUAUUGACAAUUAUAUAAGUACGUAUGCAUAUUCAGCUGGAUAUCCAAUCCAAGUCCAACCGGGAACUGUCCGUGUAUUUGCAUAUCUUAGCCAUUGAAUCGUUUUGUAAUCUGCUGUAAACGUUAGACGGUAAAACAAAUAAUCAUUUAGCUCGGCUAUCUGAAUACCCCGAAUGUUUCUAUUUAAUGCGUGUGUAUGUGGAGUGUGUGUGGUUCAAAGUUCAUUUGCUAUUCACUUAACUGUAGGUAUUUUCUUUUGUGUUCCAUUUUCGUUUUGUCUUUACAUUGAGAUUGCGUUUUGGAGUUAAACACUAGCUAUCGGUUAGUUUAACGUUAAUUUAGAUUAGGAUUAAAAUUAGAAUUACAUUAUUUAAUAAUACAUUACAUUUGAUGUUGUCAUACUCGUAUUCACGUUUAGGUUGAGUUUCUGCCAUUUAGUACGAAAUUUUAUAGGACACAUUCAGUUUGCUUAGUAACUGCAGUAAAAACGCUCUUUAAAAUGUUUGAUUUUCAUCAAUUCUCCGCUGGUUUGUUAAUUUCGAUCUCUUCAGUCUUUCCAAAAAUUAGUGCAUCUCUUUUCGGUUUUGUUUUAAUUUAUAUUUUUCGGUUUUAGCAACUGCCAACAUAUACUUAGAAAUGUUUUUUCAAAAUAGUUUUCAUCUAUCGCAUAGUUUCAUUUAUAGUUGUAAACACAUUUGAUUUUUUUGAAUUCAUUUUGCAUUUUGUGUUUCGUUUUUCGAGGAGAUUCUCUCGGAAAUAUCUGUAUUUAAUACGAUACACCUAAACAAAUAUAUAUGAGGAUUUGUAUUUAAAUGUACGUUACGUUUUCUUGUAAGUUCCUUUAGGUGAUGUUGUAUAUCUAUGUACAAAUAUAUCGGCUCAGUGAGCAGUUUUUGAUGUCUGCUUCAAAA
Drosophila yakuba is the source of this 2706-nucleotide messenger RNA. Its product is annotated as modular serine protease. Lineage: Eukaryota; Metazoa; Arthropoda; Insecta; Diptera; Drosophilidae. The transcript has 4 exons. The coding region runs from base 51 to 1724 and encodes 557 amino acids. The record is from RefSeq and is a predicted model, not a curated record. Gene Ontology annotation, molecular function: protein binding.